This is a messenger RNA of Podarcis raffonei (Aeolian wall lizard), 3988 nucleotides long. It is a transcript of the gene NEUROD2, whose product is annotated as neuronal differentiation 2. NCBI's taxonomy places the organism in Eukaryota, Metazoa, Chordata, Lepidosauria, Squamata, Lacertidae. Gene Ontology annotation, biological process: regulation of DNA-templated transcription; nervous system development. The transcript is spliced from 2 exons. Gene Ontology annotation, molecular function: protein dimerization activity. The record is from RefSeq and is a predicted model, not a curated record. Bases 1050 to 2123 code for a protein of 357 amino acids.
AAUAAUCCAAAUUAAUUAAUUGAUUGAAUGAUCGAUCAACGUGUUAUAUACCCAGAAUGUUCUUUUAGGGGUUUAGAGUGAGGUACGAAACCAUUCCCUGAAAAAGAAAGAGCGUUGGCAGGACUCAAACAGUUUAAACAAAAACAGGACGGGGGAAAUUGACAGGAACGAGAAGUUAUGAGGGUUGGGAUGUGAUGGAGGAACGCGAGGAUGGAGGUGGCUGGGGGCAGCGGGAUGCAAGGUUCCAAAUUCUAACAUUUCGUUCGAAUAUUAAUAUUAACAUUGAUUUUAAAAAGAAAAAAGAAAAUCACCCAUAAAUUGCGCUGGACCAUUGGGUUAUCAAGCUUGGGGUGGGAUGGGACGGAGAAACCGGAGAGAAAAGUUAGAAAUUUCGCUUGGCAUUCUCUAGAUCUCCGCCUCAAAGCUCUCCAGAGAUAUAAACAGAGGCAGGCUGGCUGGAAGAGAUCGACGUGUAUAUAGGAGCCGGGGAGGCAGAGGAGAUGGGGCGUAGCGAUUUUAAAUUCCCUUGAAGCUGGUCGCAUAAACAUGAACCUUAAAUUAAAAAAACAAAAACAAAUCAACAGCCCCUUAAAGAAAUCGGAGAAAAUACCCACUACAUUUCAACAACAACAAAACGAAAGGGUGUGUGUGAGAGAGAGAAGGAGGGAAGGAGGGAGGGAGGGAGAGAGGGAGAGAGACAGAGACUGUCUGUAAUGAACCGGAUCUAUCAGAAAUAUUGCACCAAUUCCGCAGCAAAGCAAUGGAGACACCAAUUAAUUUUAAUCACACUUUAAAACGAGUCAAUUGCUUUUAUGGAGGGGAGGGGGGAGCGCGGUUUCAGGCCAGUUCUAAGCCGCUCUCCCAUCCCCUCCUCCUCCUACAAAAGCUCUGCUUAAAUUAGACUCCCGUUAAAAGUAUGGGUGGGAGUGGGAGGGAGCGGGAGAUUUUGUCUCUGAUCGAGCGAAAGGUAACCAGGAUUAUUUUGACCAGAGCCACUGCACCUACUUCGAGGCACAACGUUUGGGAGAAGAGUGCAAUAAAAAGCCACCAUGUUGACGCGACUCUUCAGCGAGCCCAGCCUGAUCCCAGAAGUUCAGAAAUUCUCCAGCUGGGCAGACGACUGCGACGACGAGGACGACGACGACGACGAGGCCAGCGAUAAAGAUGAGCGGAAGGGCAAGAGCUGCCCUCUCCAGGACGAGCAGACCGACGGGGAGGCCAAAGACGACCACGACUUAGGGGGCGAGGAGGAGGAGGAAGAGGAAGAAGAAGAAGGGGUCGAGGAGGCGGAAGGGGAUCGCCCCAAGAAACGGGGCCCCAAAAAGAGGAAGAUGACCAAGGCCCGGCUGGAGCGCUCCAAGUUGAGGCGCCAAAAGGCCAAUGCCCGCGAGAGGAACCGCAUGCACGACCUGAACGCCGCCUUGGACAACCUCCGCAAGGUGGUGCCUUGCUACUCCAAGACUCAGAAGCUGUCUAAGAUCGAGACGCUGAGGCUGGCCAAGAACUACAUCUGGGCCCUGUCGGAGAUCUUGCGCUCGGGCAAGAGGCCGGACUUGGUGUCCUACGUGCAGACUUUGUGCAAAGGCUUGUCUCAGCCCACCACCAACUUGGUGGCGGGCUGCCUGCAGCUCAACUCGAGGAAUUUCCUGACCGAGCAAGGCCAGGAGGCCGGCAGGUACCACGGGCCCAACUCCACCUUUGCCAUGCACCCUUACACGUACCAGUGCUCGCGGCUCUCCGGCGCGCAGUGCGCUUCCAGCACCAUGGCUAGCUCCCACGCCCUGCGGACGCACGCCUACUGCGCCACCUACGAGUCGCUCUAUGGGAACGCGUCGCCAGACUACAAUAGCUCGGAAUACGAUGGGCCCCUGAGCCCUCCUUUGUGCGUGAACGGGAAUUUCUCCCUCAAGCAAGACUCUUCCCCAGACCACGAGAAAAACUACCACUAUUCUAUGCACUACUCCGCUCUCCCGAGUUCUCGCCCGUCCGGCCACAAUUUGGUGUUCGGGUCUUCUGGGAUGCGCAGCGGCGUCCACUCGGAGAACGUUUUGCCUUAUGAGAUGCACCUCCACCACGACAGAGGUCCCAUGUACGAGGAGCUCAAUGCUUUUUUCCAUAAUUAACGACUCCUCCCGCCUUUGGGCUCCCCUUCUGGUUCCACGCCUAACCAGGGCCACCUGUAGAUCUCCAGUGGGUUGCGUUCGCGAAAGGGAUAGGCGUGUGUGUGGUUCUGUGCGCGCGUGUGGGCGAUUUUAUUGGGGGGGGCAACGGUCCUUGGCCUUCUCGAAGCCCCUGCUCGCCUCUUCCCGAGAGCUGCAACUUUGCAUUCAACUGUGAGCCACUUUUCCCCGCAGUUAGAGAUAACUAAUCUAAAUAAUAAUAAUAAUAAUAAUAUUAACAACAACAAUAACACCCAUUCCCAUCCCUAAACUUAUUGAGCCGGGCGUACUUGUUUCAAAGCAGCGUGUGGAAGGCGGGUUCAGCCCGAUCUACAAUACACUUAGGCCGAAGCCACGGACUUGACUCACUUCGAAUCCGCUGGGAUUCGACGGGGUCGAUUCUGUUUGAAGUCAAUGGUCUUCGGCUUAAAUGAGGAGUCGACGGAGCUGAUGAAGCGCCCUGUUUCCUAUGGGACUCCUUACUUGACUGGGAGUUGGGGUGUAAACCGGAUCUGAGACCUGGUCUCCUCCUCUGCCCCAAUUACUAAUAAAAGAAAUCUGGUGCAAUAUAUGCUCUAAUGCAAUUUUAUAUAUAUGAGAAAGCAAACUAUAUAGCUUCGUGGACUGUUUAGCUGAGGUCUUGACUAUCUAGAAAGGAGGGUUUUAGAUCCAAAUCGGAAGUGCUAUUAAGGAAGGGGGGAAACAUCAAAUUUAUGGGGAGUGUGUGGGAGGGGGAGUCAAAGGCUCGCCCCACCUUAAGCGAUCGCCUAUAUUGAGCAAUGUUCAAUAUAGGCAUUUAAUCUAGAGACCAGAAUGGCUGUAGAGCGAAAUAAUUCAGUACAGGGCAGGAGAUGGGGGGGGAGAGAGGGGGGGCUUUCCGUCAUUCCAGCAAUUGAUUCAAGAAUUCCCCGAAAGUUUAAUCUAUUUAAGGACGUGUUUGUUUGUUUGUUUGUUUGUUUGUUUUUAAAAAAGACGUUUGCAAACUUUAAGUCAGACUUUCAAUGCAGUGAGAACUUUAAAAAAGCAAUAAAGGGGCAAACAGAUGAUAAAUAUAUUCUAUCUUUAUCUAUGCAAGUAGGUACUGAAACUAGGGAAAAAGUUUUUAAAAUGAAGGAAAAGGAAAACAAAAAGGAAAAAGGAAAAAAAACAACAACCAAGAAUCCAUAUGAGAUAUUAGAAAUAUGGACCAACAAACUCGCUGAGGUUUAAAAUCGAGCACUUUUUUGAUUUGGGGGAAACGGACUGUGGUAUGUUUCCCUGGUAUUUAACAAUCACUGACUUUUUGAAACCACCCUUGUAACCCCAAGUAACUUAUUUUCCAAAAUUCGUGUGUCAUGCUGUUUUUUACCUGUUUUAAAAACGUUAAUGAAAAAAAAGUGGAAAAAAAGAUUUUUAUGAAAUGACAAAAAUGUUUUGUUAUGCAUGGAUAGGAGGGGGAAACGCAAAUAUGCAAAAUUUAAAGGUGAUGUGAAAAAUAACACUGAUUAUUAUGCUUAAUUCUUACGUUGGCUAGUUUUUUCCCCUCCCAAUUAAUAGUAACUCUUAAUUUCUUUCUUUCUGUAAUGCGUUUUUUGGGGGGAGAAAUACGUUUAUGUAACAAUACACCAGUAUAUAAAUCUCUAUAUAAAAACCAACAUCUUCGAAAGACUCAAACUGGUAUAUUUUUCCCCCAACAGAGUAAUGAUUCAUUUCUCGUUCCUUUGAUGACUUGCUUUACAGCCAGGGGGAUAUGUCAAAAUAUUGUCUCAGAUUCCCAACCCCCAACCCCUUAUUUUAAUAUGGCCCUGCAUCACCUUUAAACAUACCAGCAUUUUUUUAAAAAAAUAAAU